Eucalyptus grandis is the source of this 796-nucleotide messenger RNA. RefSeq lists its product as uncharacterized. The record is from RefSeq and is a predicted model, not a curated record. The transcript has 4 exons. Gene Ontology annotation, molecular function: calcium ion binding. NCBI's taxonomy places the organism in Eukaryota, Viridiplantae, Streptophyta, Magnoliopsida, Myrtales, Myrtaceae. Bases 129 to 623 code for a protein of 164 amino acids.
CGCGCGCAGAGGAUCCCCUCUCCCUUACGUCGUAUCGACCUCCCACCUUGUCAUUUCUAGAGAGAGAGAGAGAGACACAGAGAGAUUCGACUUCGAGCUUCGCACCUCGCGACGACGACGACGACGCCAUGGGGCAGAUUUUCGACAAGCUCCAAGGCAAGGAAUGGAGGGAAAAGCAAAUCAGGAAGAUUACCGAUAAGGUUUUCGAUCGCGUGACAAACAAUCUUGAAAGAGCUAACCUGAAUUUUGAAGAUCUAUAUAUUGCUGUUCUGCUUGUGUUCAAUGAUAUAAAUAAGCAUCUGCCUGGUCCUCAUUUUGAUCCACCCUCAAAAGACCAAGUUCGAAUGAUGAUAGAGGAAGCCGAUGUCAACCUGGAUGGAGAAAUUGAUCAUGAAGAAUUUGUGAGGUUCAUCCAGCGGCUAACAUCUGACACAUUUAUAGUCGUCAGUCAGGGAUUGAUUCUUACAUUGGUUGUGGCACCGACUGUUGCAAUGGCAACAAAGAAAACUACUGAGGGUGUUCCAGUAAUUGGUAAAUUGGUGCAAAAGUUACCAAAUUCAGUUUAUGCAUCGCUUGUGACCAUGGCAGUUAUGCUGUUCCAGAAGUCAAUCCAGGAGGUUUAAUAUUUGCAAUAGUUUAAUACGUUGGUAUUGGAUAUCUACAUCUACAAUAUACUGCAUGAUAUUGUAGUUAUGUACAUGUCACUUGUGAAACAAAUGUUAUACUUAACAGCUAAAAUUAUUGUAUAUAUAUAUUGCCUUGAUUGAUUAUCUUUGAAAAUAUUCGAAUGGUUGAA